GAAUUGACUCGCAGCCUUACUGCUGUCUGACCCAACCUAUCCCGAGGCGGUGGUGUUUAAGCUUUAAGCUAAUGACUGUCUUUUUAUACAUCGGAUUCGUGUCAGUUCGGACAACAACUCGGCGUUGAUAAGAAGGUUGUUUAUCAGUUUGGAUCAGGAUGUUGGGACAGUGAGUGUAUGUGGGUGUUGAAACAGCAGGGACAGGAAAAGCUUAUCCUACACAUAUUGUCUGCUAAUUUCUCUCUUUGUUAACCUGCACAUAAAAAGCAAAGGUACACACCUUGGCCCCUGCACAUUAUCUCCACACUAAUCCUCAUCACAUCUGUGACUUGUACCAUUUCCUUCUUACUGAUCUUUCCUCACCGCUGCUUAGCACUCUCCUGCACCUCACUUAUUCCUCCUCUCUAACCCUGCCCUCCUGAGUUGCCAUGGCAGCCGCCAAGCCAAAAGGGCAGAACUCUCUGGCCCUGCAUAAAGUGAUUAUGGUCGGAAGUGGAGGUGUGGGCAAGUCAGCACUCACCUUACAAUUCAUGUACGAUGAGUUUGUGGAGGACUAUGAGCCUACAAAAGCUGACAGCUACAGGAAGAAGGUCGUCCUGGAUGGAGAGGAAGUUCAGAUUGACAUUCUGGACACAGCAGGUCAAGAAGACUACGCAGCUAUUAGGGACAACUACUUCCGUAGUGGAGAGGGCUUCCUCUGCGUCUUCUCCAUCACAGAGCUGGAAUCUUUUGCCGCGACUGCCGAUUUCAGAGAGCAGAUCCUACGUGUGAAGGAGGAUGAGAACGUACCCUUCCUUUUGGUUGGAAAUAAAUCGGACCUGGAGGACAGGAGACAGGUGAGCACAGACGAGGCCAAGAGUCGAGCUGAGCAGUGGGGUGUGUGCUAUGUGGAAACGUCCGCCAAAACCCGAGCCAACGUGGACAAGGUGUUCUUUGACUUGAUGAGAGAAAUCCGUGCGAGGAAGAUGGAGGACAGCAAGGAGAAGAAUGGGAAGAAGAAGAGAAAAAGUCUGGCUAAGAGAAUCCGAGAGAGAUGUUGCAUUUUAUAGUAAAAAAAGAAAAGUGCUCAAACAAUCAUUCCCAUGCUCUUCCCUUAUGUUUUAAGUAUGUAAAUAUGUCUGUUCCAUAUCUCACCACAGCCAACUAAUCCAGGCGUGUGUAUAUGUGAAGGGUUUGCAGCUUUGUGGUAACAGUGAACGUGCGUCAGAGCCAGAGUUGGUUUUAUUAUAGCGCUUUAGAGUUUCCCCUCAGAUGAAGCUACUAGGAGUGCUUUUUUCACUUUUUCGUCGAGUUCUCUGUUACACUAUGUACCGGAAAUCCACAAUAUCUUGUGGAAUGUUCUUCGCCACAUGUUGGCACCAGUCACUUUUCAAAUCGCUCUUAAUCCAUCCAGUGAUUUGAACAGGUUCAGCACAAACCCUGGAAUCCUGCUGCUUGAUAAAAUCCUGAACUGGAACCAGUGGGUCAAAAAAAAGAA
Tachysurus vachellii is the source of this 1477-nucleotide messenger RNA. It is a transcript of the gene ralaa, whose product is annotated as v-ral simian leukemia viral oncogene homolog Aa (ras related). NCBI's taxonomy places the organism in Eukaryota, Metazoa, Chordata, Actinopteri, Siluriformes, Bagridae. Bases 429 to 1049 code for a protein of 206 amino acids. Gene Ontology annotation, cellular component: plasma membrane. The transcript has 5 exons. Gene Ontology annotation, molecular function: GTP binding; GTPase activity; GDP binding. The record is from RefSeq and is a predicted model, not a curated record. Gene Ontology annotation, biological process: Ras protein signal transduction; regulation of exocytosis.